Molecule: messenger RNA, 1671 nt
Organism: Colossoma macropomum (tambaqui)
Lineage: Eukaryota; Metazoa; Chordata; Actinopteri; Characiformes; Serrasalmidae
Gene: dnajc30b
Product: DnaJ (Hsp40) homolog, subfamily C, member 30b
Source: RefSeq, a predicted model, not a curated record
CGGAAGUUGUCCUCUGCUCUGAUGGCGGAGGUCAGCCGUAGGCUGGGAGCCGGACUCCACAAACUGUCCUCUUUAAAAACUUAUCAUGCCGUUUCCGUGAGUGACCGCCAGCCUGCCGCCCCCGCCGGGCCCUGCUUUAGCGGGAGAGCAGCGCUGAGGAGUAACGGCGGCGGCGGCGGCGGCGGCGAGGACGGUUCAGAGGGCAGAAGCGCAGCGCGGUCAAGGCUGGAUGAGUUACGAGAGACCCGGCUGCGCGGUCCCGGUCCGCGAUAUGAUCUGCCAGACUUUCCCUUACAGUCGGGUUGUAGGGCUGAUUUAAUGCUGUUGGACUCUGAUCAAGCCUGUGUCCAAGAUGUCGUUGGUCGGCUGCUCCCUGCUCGCUCUCUGGACUGCAGGAUGGCAUGUUGGGUAAACAGAAGCGCCCUGCUGACUCUGUGUUCUCCCAGAAUGCAGAGGACUGAGCUUUUCCGCAGGAGUUACUGUACCACCCUGCUGCUGACCGACAGACGGCUUAGGGGCCGCCCCGGGGUCACCGUAACCCAGUCCUGCAGCUGGAGCAACAGCUACAGCCCGGACGUCCCGCUACACAGGAGCAAGACGGCAUACUACGAGAUCCUCCAGGUGUCUCCCAACGCCACACAGGCCCAGAUCAAGACGGCCUACUACAAGCAGUCCUUCCUCUACCACCCUGACAAGAACGCAGGCAGUGAGGAGGCCACACAGCGCUUCUCCCAGAUCAGUGAAGCCUACAGCAUCCUGGGCAGCGUGGGCCUGAGGAAGAAGUACGACCGAGGCAUUCUGAGUUCUGCGGACAUCCAGGGUGCGGGAAGACCCUCUGGGAAGGAGGCUUCGGCCACUUCGCGCACAUCAGGUCCACAGCAUCAGGGGCAGCAGCGCUCCAAGCCACGUUCCAACGUCACAGUGGGAGGGAAGCCGGUGUUCGACUUUGACGCCUUUUACCAGGCACACUACGGCGAGCAGCUGCAGAGGGAGCAGGCCCUGCGCCAGUGGAGGAAGCAGUUCCAGCAGAAGCAGCAGCACGACUUCAGGAAUUGGAAGCUCGGCAAGAUGAUGGAGAUGGGGGUCGGGGUGCUGCUGGCUUUGGGGGUUGCCAUUAUUUUCAGCAUGAGGUCUUGAAAUGGCGGUUGCCACCCAAGAGAAAGGAGGCACUGAAUCUCAGAUGGCUCUAUACUGCAUUUGUGCACCAUGUAGGUCAUGAAAUAAUUGCUUCUGCAGACAAACAGUGCAUCACAUGUAUAACAAAGAGCCGCUGACCCGUACUGGACAUAUACAGCACUAUUUGGGUAUAGAAGCUGUGGUUUCUUGAUUCACGUAGUGCACUGGAUAGGGAGUAGGGAGCCAUUUGGGAUUCAGCAGUGGUCUUUAUGGCAGAGGAGCCCAACUGUGGUUCUGUAAGACCUGAGUUUUGGUAAUUUUCCCCCUCAGACUCACCUGUUUGAAAUAAUUGCCAGGUUUAGUGUUUGUUUUGCGUAAGAAACUGACCAAUUUGUUCUCUUUUCUGACCUUCCAGGACCACAGUUGGGCUUCUAUGGCUGUACAGAGGGGGGAAAGUGUUAUUGUGCUUAACAGGAAUAUGAGCUCAGCUCAUUAGCCAAAUAAUAUGGAUGUGAGAUAUUUAAGGGGAAUUCCACCUGUUUUAAAAAAAUUCUA